Messenger RNA from Ipomoea nil (Japanese morning glory), 651 nucleotides. RefSeq lists its product as uncharacterized. The transcript has a single exon. Lineage: Eukaryota; Viridiplantae; Streptophyta; Magnoliopsida; Solanales; Convolvulaceae. Bases 1 to 651 code for a protein of 216 amino acids. The record is from RefSeq and is a predicted model, not a curated record.
AUGGAUGAGCUCCAGAGGAAGUUCGACAAGAGGGACGGAUCCCCAGAGCCUCAGGAUGUGUUGUCCUCCCCGUUCGCAAACGCCAUCAUGGAGGAGCCCUUACCUCGAGAUUUUCGCUUUCCCACCAUUAAAGCGUACUCGGGGACCACGGACCCACGGGCACACCUGACCAGGUACAGAGCCGCCAUGAUGAUCACCGAGGCGACAGACGCCAUCCUGUGUAGGGGGUUCUUCGCCACCCUGGACGGGCAGGCGCAUGACUGGUUCGGAUCCCUCCCGGCGGUGUCCAUCUCCACCUUUGCGGACCUCACCCAACAGUUCCUAUCCCAUUUCGCCAUCAGCAUACAACGGAAGAAGCAAAUUGCCGACCUGUGUGAUUUGAAACAGGGGAGCUCAGAAUCACUAGCCGAGUACCUCAGCAAGUGGAAGAAAGAGGUCAUGGGGGUCGCCGACUUUGAUGCGAAAUCGGCCAUGGUAGUUUUCCGGAACAACUUGAGGUCGGGCGCUUUUCACCAAAACCUCAUCAGGUACACCCCCAGGACCUACACCGACCUGAUGGACAAGGCAGCAAGGUACGCUGACGCCGAGGCUGCCGAGAAGAGGAAGAAGGAGCAAGAAGAAGGAAGAGGUCGAAAAGACAAGGCACCCUAG